Ochlerotatus camptorhynchus is the source of this 625-nucleotide messenger RNA. Its product is annotated as cytochrome c oxidase subunit 5B, mitochondrial-like. NCBI's taxonomy places the organism in Eukaryota, Metazoa, Arthropoda, Insecta, Diptera, Culicidae. Gene Ontology annotation, cellular component: mitochondrial envelope. The transcript has 4 exons. The record is from RefSeq and is a predicted model, not a curated record. Bases 108 to 467 code for a protein of 119 amino acids. Gene Ontology annotation, biological process: mitochondrial electron transport, cytochrome c to oxygen.
UGUGUGCUAAGGUGAAAAAGCGAAGAACGACCGUCUACUUUUUCGAAGCCUCGCUGCUGUCCCGAAGUCAGUGGAGCAAUCCCAGAGUCCAAAUAAAAUUCGAUACGAUGGCGUCCCUCUGUGGAAGAUUAGUGCUGAACGCUGCCCGCCGCAAUGUGACCUACACUCCAGUGCGUUUCUGCAAAAUGAUGAACGACCCGGUCGAGCACGCCACCGGCCUGGAGAAACGCGAACUGCUGGCCAGACAGGCCGGCGAUAGCGAUCCCUUCGAUAUGCGCGUGUUCAAGCGCGGCCCGGGCACCAAGGAAAGCCCGAACAUGAUUCCAUCGGCUUUCGAGUCGCGUCUGGUUGGAUGCGUCUGUGAGGAGGAUCAGACCUACAUUCAGUGGAUGUGGCUGCACCAGGGACACCCCAAGCGUUGCGAAUGUGGUCACUGGUUCAAGCUGGUCGAGAAGGCCGCUAUCUAAGGCGUUUUAACAGAAUGUAAUUGUAGAGAACAGCAACCAUAUGUUACAAGCAAAAUAAAAGGAACGAUUCAUAAAAAGGGAAAGAAUCAGUAAUUAUAACCACUCUUCGUUUAGAACAGCGAUCAAGUUCAAAUAAACAGUAAAUUGAGAAAAUUGAA